UAUGUUGGUUCACAGGCAUCAAUUUCAAAAGCUUGCUUACUAACCAAGAAAUCUAGAAUUACUAGACUACACCUUAGAUCUAGAUUCUAGAUUUCUUCUAGAUCUAGUCUACUCUACUUCUAGUCUAUGUUCUAGAUCUAGAGUCUACUUAGCUACACCUACCUAGAUCUAUAUAAGUAUAUUUUUAGUUUUUAUGUAGAUCUAGUCUAGUUUUCUAGGUAAAAUUACAAAUGUCUGAUAAGAUCUCUGUUUUCGCAAGGAUUCGGCCUAUGCUCACACGGGAAAAGGUGGAGAAUAGGCCAACAUUCGUGAAAAGCACAGAGAAGACCAUUACAUGCGAUGGAGAAAUUUUUAAUUUUGACCAAGUAUUUGAUCAGACUGCAACAAACCAAACCAUUUACGAUCAUGUGGCUAAAAAUGUUGUUCUGUCAGCAAUGGAGGGCUAUAAUGCAACUCUCUUUAUGUAUGGUCAAACUGCCUCAGGGAAGACUUAUACUGUUAACCAUAUCCGCCAGGAAGCAUUGACUACAAUUUAUGAUUUCAUUGAAAAUUCCCCAGAUAGGGAAUUCCUUUUACGGAUUUCCUAUCUCGAACUUUAUAAUGAAAGAUUUGAAGACCUUUUGUCCAGUGAUGGUGAAAGCAAAUCAUUAAUGCUAAGAGAAGAUUUAGAAAAGAAUGUCUUUUUGACGAAUCAAACAGAAAUUUUUGUGACCUCCAUACAAGACGUUGCUAACGUAUUAAAAAGAGGGGAUGAAAAGAGACAUGUGGCUGAGACGAAGGCCAAUGACUGCUCCUCAAGAUCACACUGCAUCUUAAGAGUAAUUAUUGAAAGUCGUCUCAGGGAUGAUCCAGACUUGGAAAGUUCAGGGGUCUUUGUAUCCAACCUGACAAUAGUGGACCUGGCAGGUUCUGAAAAAGCCUCUGAUAAUACCAAUUCCUAUCGCUUCAAAGAAGGCUGCAACAUCAACAAAUCUCUUCUGACAUUAUCCCAAGUGAUUCGCAAGCUCAGUGAGGCCUCUGACAAUGAAAACUGUUUUAUAAACUAUCGAGACUCCAAGCUUACACGCUAUUUACAGAAUGCAUUGGGAGGCAACUCCAAGACAGCCAUAAUACUUACAAUAUCACCCACUUCUCUAGAGGAGACAGUAUCGACUCUGAAGUUUGGACAGAAUGCUAAAAAGAUCAAGAACAUACCCAAGAAAAACGAAAUCUUAAAUGAGCAAGCAGAACUGAAAAGAUCCUUAAAAGAAAUUGAGAGGCUGAAAGAAUGCAUCAAAAAACUGGAAUCUACUCAGUCUAGCGAUGAAUUGGAGGAACAGAAAAAGAAACAAAAGGUGUUAACAGAAGAACUCCGCAGUAUGCUCUGCAUAUCUUCAAAAGCAUCAGACAAAAAAGAAAAGAAUCGCAGGCAGACUGUCUGUGUUCCACAGUUCUCGAGAUUUAAGGCAGCUACUGAUGUGUACAUAUCACCUGUGAAAUUGUCUCCACCAGCCAGCAGAAUGCCUUCCAGCCAACAAGGAUCUCCAGAAAUAGAGGAUUUGAAUCUUUCUUUUAAAGAAUACGAAAAAAUCUUUAUCCAGGAAGAUUCAUUUAAGAAACUCUAUGAUGUGAUUUUUAAACUGCAACAAGAAAAUCAAAGCUUGCAAGAAAGGUUGAACUUUAUGAAUCACUUAGAGAACACUGAAGCCCCAUCUCUGGUGUCCAAUGAAAGUUUACUGGACUAUGAUGGUCCAGUGGUUAACUUCACUAUGCCUCUAGACGAGUCCCUAAUGGAUGGCAACCCAAGAAGAAAGUCAUUUGUGCACUGGCAAAAUGUCACCCUGCGUGACCACAGCUGCUCCAAGCCCCCAGCAGUGGACUGCAUCAGUGAAGGGGAAGAGGAGGAGGAAGUCUCUACAGAAAGUACUGCUACUGAAAAUCAAAGUCUGGACUUGGAAACCAAGAUGGUGUCAGAGGAGGGAAAGCUGGACCAGAAGAUGAAGGAAUAUAUUCAGCUUAAGGAUUCUGUGGAAAGUAAGAUAGAGCAGCUUUGCUACCUAGAACAGUUAAGAGAUGAGAUAGAGGAGCUGAAGGAUGAGGCUCAAAAAGAAAGAGAAAAAGUUGUCGAUGAAAGGAACAAAUUUGAAGAUGAAAAGAAGCAAUGGCUUGAGCAGAAAGAAGCAGAAACUGCUCGGUUCAGUGACAAAAAUGUGAUGAUUGAGAAUCAUAAAACAGAUUUAUAUUUCAGAACUGAAAAAAGAGACAUUGACAUCCAGACAGACAUGAACACUGCAAACGUAUUCGAUGAGAUAAGAGAGGGAAAGUACUUGAGUCCAGAAGAAACACUUAGAAUAGAGGAGCUGAAAGAAGAGCUUAUUGCCAAAGAGCUUCAUUUGAGUGAGUUAAAAUAUGCGAUGGAUAAGCUUGAGAGUGCUAUCAGUCAAGAGAGGAAAAGCAUGGAGCAGAUGAAGCAAGAGUUUGCUAACAAAGAGAAAUGUGUUCAACAGAAGACUGACCAGCUGAAGCUUGAAGAAGAACUUUUAAAGGAUAAGCUGGAUGAAUUGAUCUCUAAAGAGAAAUUGCUGUCACGCCAAAAGGAUAGUGAAAUAGAGCUAGAGAAAAAACUGUUGGAAAGUCAGGUCUGUGAACUUGAGGAGAAACUCCUGGUGUUAAGCCCAGAGACAUGUUUGAUGUUUGAACAGGAAAUACAGACAGAUUUAUUUUUGGAAGAACUCAGCCAGUUGCAAAAAGAAAAGCAUCUUUUGCAAUUAGAGAAAGAAAAGGUGGAAGAAAUGAAGAAUGAACUAGCUACCCAACAGUUCUUAUACAGAAUGAAUCAAGAAUCUCAGCAGGAAGAGGAAAUUUGUCACAGAAAAGAGAACAUGUUAGAAGAAAGAAUUAUUGAACUUGAAGAGAAAUUGCUGGCCGCAAAUAAAGAAAGAGGUGAAAUGCUUGAUAUGGAAGCCCAAACUACUGAGCUUUCUAAUUCAUUCUUUGAAGAAAUAGAGGAGAUAAAGAGACACAAAUUAAUAAGAUUAGUUGAGAAUGAGGACCUUGAAAAAAGAAUAGAAGACUUGAAGAACCAGGAAAAUGAAUUGAAAAUCAAAGAGGAAAACCUUGAGAAGUUAGCACAUCAUGUGGAAGCCACUAGAGAAGAAUUAGCAGAAAAGGAAUCACAACUGGUUCAAAAACAAAGUCUUUUAGAUAGACUGAAAGUUGAUCUUGAAUCACAGAUGUCUAAUAUGACAGAGAGAGAAAAAGACUUGGUGGAGCAGGAAAAUGUGUUCAAAUUUAAAGAGGAUGACCUUGAAGCCAAAAGAAAAGACAUAGCUGAAAAAGAAUUAAUUCUGUGUCAAGAACAAAAUCACAUAGAUAGACUGAAAGUUGAUCUUGAAUGCCAGAUUUCUAAUAUGACAGAGAGAGAAAAAGACUUGGUGGAGCAGGAAAAUGUGUUCAAAUUUAAAGAGGAUGACCUUGAAGCCAAAAGAAAAGAAAUAGCUGAAAAAGAAUUAAUUCUGUGUCAGAAACAAAAUCACAUAGAUAGACUGAAAGUUGAUCUUGAAUGCCAGAUUUCUAAUAUGACAGAGAGAGAAAAAGACUUGGUGGAGCAGGAAAAUGUGUUCAAAUGUAAAGAGGAUGACCUUGAAGCUAAAAGAAAAGAAAUAGCUGAAAAAGAAUUCAUUCUAUGUGAAGAACAAAGUCACUUAGAUAGAUUGAAGAUUGAUCUUGAAUGCCAUAUUUCUGAUUUGACUGAUAGAGAAAACUUAAUCCAGCAAGAAGCUGAUCAACUCAAACUUCAAAAAGAAGAGUUAACCCUGAAAGCCAAAUUCCUGGAAGAUGAAAGCCAGUUGAAAAAUAAAGAAGACAUGAUCCACAGCGAGCAAAUAGAACAAUUAAAUGCCCUGCUUGAAGAAGCCCAAAAUGCCCAGAACUUUCUCACCACUGCUCUAGAAGAAAGAUCUCAGGAGUUAGAAGAGGCUAUUGAAGAAAUAGAACAUUUUCAACAAAAAAUAGAAUGGGGCAAAGGUGUAUUAAAUGAGAAAAAUCUAAAAAUAAAAGAGGCAGAGGAAACUCAUCAGAAACUUCAAGCCCAGUUGACAAAGAUGGAGGAGGACAUGGACACCAUGAAAGCUUCAAUAGCAAACCAUGAAUCUCAGCUGGCUGCCAAAGAAGAAGAAUUGCGAAGAGGGAAAAUGACUAUUCAGAAUAUUGAAAAAGACAUGCAAGCUUUACAAUCUAUGUUGAAGCACACAGAAGAAAAGAAUAAAGAGCUUCAAAUGGAGAAUUCUUCAUUAAAUAAAAAGGUUAAAAAUCUCAAGGAAAGCAAUGAGUUGGAUCGAAAUUAUUACCAGAGAGCCAUCGACAACUUAAAGAGGUCUCACAACUUUAAUGUGGACGGCUCAUUUCUUGAGCAGAAAGCUCCUGAAGUGCCUGAGAUUCAAGUAAAAAAGAAACUGGAAUUAGAAUUCAGCCUCCAGAUGAAAGAGUUUGAAAGGUCAAUAUCUGGCAAAGAUAAAAAAAUAGAUGAGUUAAUGGAGGAAAUAACAAAAGUAAAAGAGGAACUUCAUCUAGCCAGGUCUUCAUCUGUUUUAAAAGACAGGAAUCAGCUCCAACGUUCUGAGAACAUUCUAGAAACUAAGAAAGAGAGUGAAGUCAGCAAGUUGCAGGACAGGAUUCUAUCACUGGAAAGAAAGUUAGAGGAAGCCGAUAUGAAAAACUUAAUGAUGCACAAAAAAUAUCAGCAGCUGAAAGUGAAAUUUGCUGAGUCCUAUAAAUUGGGUGCUGCUGAGGCAUUUCAAGAAUUUCAGAGUACUGUGCCCAUGCAAGGAGGUGCUGUUGAAAGUUUCAAACUGGUGAGCCUGGAGAGAGAAAACAGGCAUCUUCAGAAAAAAUUGGCUCGGUUGGAGGAAGAGCUAAGAAAAGAAACAAAACUGGCAAGAAAUGAAUGAACAAUCUUGGAGAAAUAAAAAAAUGAAUGAACUAACAACAUCCUUUAAAAAGAAACCAGUACAAAGUAGCAGUACAAAUAGCAGUACAAAGGUUCUGUUUAUACCAAUCAAUGGUUCUAAUUCAAAUGAAAGCCACUUCAUUCUCCCUAAAAAAUGCAGUACAAGAGAUACAGUACAUGUGAAUAUGUCAAUGAUUGGUUGAUUCAUACCAGUAUUUGAAUAACAUAUAUUUUAGUUUGAUGCCCAAGAUUGGCAUUGACUCUGGACAAAAUACCUGUGUUCAUACACAGUUUGACCCUAAAAGAAAUGUCGAGACAUUUUUGUCAAGAUUUUCAAGAUCAAGCUACUACACUCUUUUAGUAAUUAAGUUCUACAAUAGAACUUAAAAAGAUGUUUAUGGAAAUUGUCUGAAAUUUCAUUUCACUGAAUAGACAUUUGUUUCUCAUAAAAAUUGUGCAAUUGAAAAUGUCUGUUCCAUGUGCUUUUAUAUCUAAUAUUUAUGAAUAUAUAUAUAGAAUAUCCCCUGCUUAUAAGUAUGCUUUAUUGGAAUAUGUUUGAUGUCAAUAUUCAAUAUUUGUAAUAAACUGAGCAAGAGGUGUUUCACUCUAGUAGUUUAGAUUUUCAUAUGUUAUGAACUAGAGGCCUUAAAAAUAUUGACUACUAUUGGACAAAUUUGUCAUCACUGUUGAUGUAAAAAUAAUGUAACUAGGCCUCAAUGUUUCCUAAAUGGAGUAAAGAGAAAGAGCAUCUACAUUGAACCGUUGGGGCACCAUGCAAGAUUUGUUGACCGUCUUUCUCCAUUCUUUUGCCUUAGUUAGAACCUCGUUCAAUGGCAGGUCCAUCCAUUCUUUUAAGUUUCCUUUUUAUCACUUUCUCUGUCUCCCUGUUCUUUUUCCUUCAUUCUUUUUUUGAUUUUGUCCCAUUUACUUGUCAUUCAUUUUUUUCAUAAGCUGUGUCCCUUCAAUAACCUUUCAAUGAUAUAAAUUAUUCAUGUGUACAUUCUUGACCCUACAAGAAGAAUUUUAUAAAGAAAUGAAUGACUCAAAUGUUUGUGAAGUGCUGUGAGUAAGGAGGUAGUAUAAACUUGCCUUUGAUUAUUUGAUAAAUUUGAUUUUUAAAGUUUGGAUGAUUUAAAAGAGGACAAGGGUAUUAAAUUGGAAGGUAGAAUUUACACAAAAAAAGUUUUUGACUUUGUAUAUUGUGAAUAGACACGUUUUAAAAGCAGUGAAUGGGGCAUGAUGGCUGAGUGGUAAAGCACUUGGCCUCUGAACUAGAUCUCAAGUUUAGAAUUUGAACUGUGAGAUUCUUAGGAUGUCCACCCAACUCCAAUGAAUACCAGCCACGUUGAGAAGUAAAGGUGGAUGGUUGUUGUACUAGCCACAUGACACUGUAAUUAAUUGGUCAUAGAAAAAGAUCAGAUUAACAUCAAAGAUGAAAGGUAACUUAAUUAAACUUUCAGGAAAUUGUGUGGGUAUUUCCACUUGUUUGUGUAACACUAUUAUACUAGAUGAAGACAUGAUUGAUUAGUUAGGCCUAAUGACUACAACCUGACAGUUUAUUCAAUUAAUUUUUAGAAAGAACAAAAAAUAAAAAGCUAAAAUAUUUCUCCAAUUUUGACACAAAUAAACAAAAUUAAUAUGACCAUUUUUUUAGGAGCUUGUAGGCUUAUAGGUAUUUAGGCAUGGUUGUAUUUUACAAAGCUGCAACUUUAUUAAUACAUAAAUAAGCCAUUCUAUUUUAAAUAUGUACUGUAAAUAUGCACUGUACAUAAAGAAUUUGUAGAAAUAGCUAUUUGUUCUUCAUGUAUAGCCUUGAAUCUUUUUUUUUUUUUGUUGCUAUUUUGAUUUAUCUGAAUAACUUGUAUGAUAAACUAAUUGUAUAAUGUGUUUGUAAAUAUUCAUAUCAGAUAUUCUCUUUUACUGUUUAUUAUGACAUAGUCUUAAGUUUAAGGAAGAGGGAAGUUGUUUUUUUAUGUAUCAAUGCAGACCACGAGUUCUAUUAUAACUGUCUGCCCUGUCUUUCAGUUUUUCUUGGGGCCAUCUUGGUUUCUUUGUGGCAGUCUGUAUUUAUAUUUAGUGUAUUCUUGCCAUUUUAUGCCCAAAAUGGAGCCCAGACUGCUUUGGUUGAAUCCUUCUAGUACCCUUAAAUGCUUUGCAUGUAUCAGCCAAAUAUAAGAGCCAUAUAGAAGUGCUUUGGGCACCACUGCUUGGUAGAUAUGUAACUAUAUUAUCUAUCAUGUCAUUGCAGAAGUGUUGUAUAUAAAAACAUUCGUACUGAAGUUUAACUGCCAUUAGUUAGAAUCAAUAUCUUAAAUAGAAUAGGGUGUAAUUUUUAACAUUAAGCCUCAAUAUCUUGAACAGAAUAAGGUGUAAUUUUUAACAUUAAGCCACAGAAAUGUGACCCCACAAUGACUAUGCUACUACUACUCUACAAGUAGUAGUUAUUAUUUAUACUUUUUGCAAUCAAUUUUAUUGUUAAAGGCCCAUAGCACUAUUAGAUUUAUGUUAGCUUAGUGCUAUUGUAAUAUGUGAUUUAUAUUUGCUGAAAUUUUAUUGUUUUCUCCUUUGUUUAGUAAUAUUAUUUAUGAUUGGAUUAACAUGAAUUGGUUCUGUUACUUUUCAUAAUAUUUGUCAUUACACUGCAACUUUGCCUUACUGAACAAAAUGUUCUAAUGAGUGAAAAUAAAAGUAAUUUAUUUUCUCA
Molecule: messenger RNA, 7631 nt
Organism: Biomphalaria glabrata
Lineage: Eukaryota; Metazoa; Mollusca; Gastropoda; Planorbidae
Product: centromere-associated protein E-like
Exons: 27
Coding region: 231-4928 (1565 amino acids)
Biological process (GO): microtubule-based movement; mitotic cell cycle
Cellular component (GO): microtubule
Molecular function (GO): microtubule binding; ATP binding; plus-end-directed microtubule motor activity
Source: RefSeq, a predicted model, not a curated record